AUGGGCUUUCGGAAGAAUUUAAGUCACAGCGGAAGGGAAGCUCUUGGUAUCUGGGCGUCCGGUAUUACUGGGCACAUCGGUCAAGUUAAACGUGCGAAUGGAGUCGCUCAUCAAUCGAUCAAGUGGGCGCUUGUCCUCAAGGUAUGGCCGGACAACGCGGUUACGUCUGGCACUGAAUCAAUCAUGAGACGUUCGCUAAUCCUGGAACCUCAGGGCAGCAUCCUUGGACGGGAGAUUUCUUUAUCUGCACUGACUUCAUUGAUGUGCCUUGUCGGCUUUUUGAGCUCUACAUUCCUGCCGCUCGAAGGUUUACCAUCCAAUUGGAUUACCCGGAUAGCAGAUGGCCCGACUCCCGGUCUCUACAUGCUUUACAGGCUAGCAUCCGCUACUGCUCCGAUCUUCCGGCCUUUCUCGCAUCCUACGCCCAACCAGACGUCGUUGAACAGUAGUUGAACGAGCCGUGAAUUCGUAGCAGCCUUGAUAUGUCCAUCUGAAACCUCUUUCCUUGUGCGCGCCGGUUAUGGUCCUUGAUUUCCUCUCCUCGGGGUAAAUAAGACCCAAAGGAGAGUAGAAAACGCCACCAAAAACUUCCCCCGUCGAACCUGGGAGUAUGUG
Guyanagaster necrorhizus is the source of this 615-nucleotide messenger RNA. RefSeq lists its product as uncharacterized. Bases 1 to 453 code for a protein of 150 amino acids. Lineage: Eukaryota; Fungi; Basidiomycota; Agaricomycetes; Agaricales; Physalacriaceae. The transcript is spliced from 3 exons. The record is from RefSeq and is a predicted model, not a curated record.